CACACACACACACACACACACACACACACACACUGCGGUGAGAAGUCAGCAGGACACAGCAGUCUGACUGGUUCUGUUUGCUGGACUUCAGCAGGCAGAGGAGAAGCAGUCCAUUCUACAUGACUCCAUCUGAGAUGUCGUGGCAUUCGUCUUUCCGCUGCUCAAAGUUUCGCCACGUGUUCGGUAAGCCGUCCACGCGGGAUCACAGCUACGACGGGGUGCCAAUCACACGCAGCGUCCAUGACAACCACUACUGCUCAGUCAACCCCUGCUUCAUCGCCGUGGUGACGGAGUGUGCCGGGGGCGGGUCCUUUUUGGUCCUGCCGAUCCAUCACACCGGCAGGGUGGACCCUCAGCACCCGAGGGUGUGCGGUCACAGUGGAAGAGUUCUGGACGUCAAGUGGAACCCGUUCGACGAUCACUGCAUCGCCUCGUGCUCGGAGGACUGCACUGUGAAGAUCUGGGACAUCCCGGUCUGUGGGGUCCAACAGAACCUCACCAAGGCCAGGAAGACUCUGAUUGGUCACUCCAGGAGGGUGGGGCUUAUUGAGUGGCAUCCGACAGCUGAGAACCUGCUGCUCAGCUCCGCCUACGACUACAAGGUCCUCCUCUGGGAUGUGUCCCAGGCAGGCACAGUGCUCAGGUACCCGGUCCGAGUGGUUCUGAUGCCCGUCUACCACCGCUACCCGUCUGACACGCUGCUGCUGUCUGUCAGCUUCAACAGAGAUGGCAGCAGGCUGGCGGUCACGUCCAAAGACAGACGAGUCCGAGUCCUGGACCCACGCACAGGAAAGAUCCUGCAGGUGUCCAGCAGUAAGUCCCACAGGGCCAACAAGGUUUUAUACAUCGGAGGUUUGAAGAUGCUUCUGUCCACCGGCAGCUCACCUUGGAACCACCGACAGAUCGUCCUCUGGGAUCCUGACGACUUAUCGGAGCCUCUGUAUGAAGAAGAUUUGGACGGGUCUGCCGGAGUUCUCUUUCCCUUCUACGACCCCGACACCAACAUGCUCUACUUGGCUGGAAAGGGUGACGGGAACAUCCGGUACUACGAGCUGAGCUCUGAGAAACCUUACAUCAACUUCCUGACGGAGUACAGGUCCCUGCUGCCACAGAAAGGAAUCGGAGUGAUGCCAAAGCGCGGCCUGGACGUGAAUGCCUGUGAGGUUUUCCGAUUUUACCGUCUGAUUGCCAUCAAAGACCUGGUCGAGCCACUGUCGAUGAUCGUUCCACGGAAGGAGUCAGGUGUUUUCCAAGAGGAUCUGUACCCGAUGACAGCCGGACACCAGGCGGCCAUGACGGCUCAGGAGUGGCUGUCUGGGAUCGACAGAGGCCCUGUGCUGAUGUCCCUGAAGCCUGGGACUCGAGUAGCCAACCCUUACCCAGAAACCCCUGCUGAGAAGGGGCUCGUGAGGCAGUUGAGCUCCCUGAGAUUCGAGAUGGGCCCAGCUGAUGGUGCCGUGACCGGGACAGAUGUGAACUUUAUGGAAGAGGCCUUCCUUGAGGAGCAGCUGGCGUACCAGGACGCUAAAUACCUCAGAGAGGUAAGCGACCUGUCGGGAUGGCAGCCAGAUGAGACCCAGAUCCCACUGUGGACGUACUGCUGCACCCCACACUGCUGUGAACCUGCAGAGAGGCCGCCGCCUACAACCGAGAGCGAGCUCCUGCAGGUGUUUUACAGGCAGCAAGACGAGAUUAGAGGCCUGAGAGAACAACUUAAUCAGAAAGACGUGAGUAUUCAAACACAAUCAUGCAAAGACACACAAGGCAGUCGGCCAACAUCUAUAUAUCAUCCUCGAGGAUCAAAACCCAGGAAGGAUUUGGGACUGAUCAACAUCCAGAUGAAUUAUAAAGAUGAUAGAAUACCAUCAGCUGUAGCCCUGUGACCUCAGCAGUCCAAGGCUGUGUCAUACCUCUGAGUGUAAUUAGUAAAAUUGGGGUAAUUAAAGUGACCGUUUGUUUGUGCUGUGCAGGCGAGGAUCACUCAGCUGGAGCUGGAGAUCAAAAACGCCAGAAACAACAUGAGGGCGACCUUCUGAUUCAACCAAUCACAUCUCACGCUGCUGUGUAGAACCUGGACCAAUCAACAGUUCCAGCCAAUAAAGCAAAGACUGACGACGUCUUUACUUGAUUUGGGUGUUUGUGUUUACACUUUCAGAUGGUUUUAAAUUCUAUUUGUGUAUCCUUGACUCCUGGGAUCUUUGUCAUGGCACAAGAUAUUUGGGUAAGCCAGAUAUUUUUGGGGGUUGUGGCAUCAUGAUCUAGAUCACCAAACUAACCAAUGCUUCCUGGAGUAGAUUAAUAAAAGUUUAAGUUAUUUUUUGGCCUUUUAGGGUUAGUCGAUGCAUUGAGUAUGGACGUAUAUCUGUGGAUCAGACUUCAGGCAU
Acanthopagrus latus (yellowfin seabream) is the source of this 2384-nucleotide messenger RNA. Its product is annotated as coronin-2B-like. The transcript has 13 exons. The record is from RefSeq and is a predicted model, not a curated record. Gene Ontology annotation, molecular function: actin filament binding. Gene Ontology annotation, biological process: actin filament organization. The coding region runs from base 120 to 1883 and encodes 587 amino acids. NCBI's taxonomy places the organism in Eukaryota, Metazoa, Chordata, Actinopteri, Spariformes, Sparidae.